Messenger RNA from Clonostachys rhizophaga, 2265 nucleotides. NCBI's taxonomy places the organism in Eukaryota, Fungi, Ascomycota, Sordariomycetes, Hypocreales, Bionectriaceae. The record is from the annotation of a GenBank genome assembly.
AUGCCGGCCUACGUGCAAGGAACUGGCUCUCCUCUGCCUGCCUCACAUCCGGCGACAAGUUUCCAGCCGGAGCAGCCGAGAGGAGACGAAUAUGCACCACCUCCCGGCCCUCCUCCUGGUUGGACUUCAGCAUCUCAGCCAUCUGCAUCUCAUACCCAGCAGCCGUCGCCGCCUGAUAGCGAUCUCCCAGAAGUGGUCACAGGUACUCAGUCUCCAAGAAGUCCCCCUGAGAUAAUCCCGGCCGGUCCGCCUCUAAGCAGCCUCCCCGAAGCAGUAGCAGCCCGUUCAUAUUCGAGUAGCCUCCCCGAAGUGGUUCCGCCCGUUCAACCUUCGAGCAGCCUUCCAGAGGUUGUUCCACCUCCUCAGCCGCCAAGAAUCCUCCCUCAGGUAGUGCCGCCGGCUCUACCGCCAAGGCAGAGCCAGCAACGAUACUCAGCAGUAUUUACACAGCCCUCACCACCCGCAGAUGCUCCUCGGGCGCGUCCAGUGUCUAUGCAGAUUCCUCGAAAACCAACUGCCCAACCCCCAUCGCCUGUAUCGCCACCAACGGUCCCGCCGGCCAACAAAGCCGUAACAUCAUGUAUCGACUUCCUGGCCUCAUUCCCCACGACAUGGUAUUGGCACCCUGACGCUCCCGCCUUCUUCAUUUGCUCUCGCUGUUAUCUCGACCACCUCCAAUGGAACCCGGCUGGAUCAUCCCUCCAGUCUGCUUACUUCACAGAUGGAAUACCACGGAUAUGUUUGUGUAGCUUGCCUCGCAUGAAGACACGGCUUCUCCCUCAAGCAGUCGCUGCUGGAUCACUUCACCCCGCCCUCGAGUACAUGCGGUUCCGCCCAAACAUUCAGCCCUGCAAGGGGAUAGAUGGAAUCAAAGGCGGACAAGGCCAUCGCUGGUACAAGGCCGAGGGAGACUCGAUACCCAGUUUUUUUGCCUGCCAAGCCUGCUUUGAAGACUACGUCUUUCCCACGUACUUUGCCAGGAAGUUCGAACAAGUACCUGAGGGACGCCAGGGCCCUAACGACAUAUGGGCAUGUGAUAUUGCGUCGCGAUAUGUGCUGAAGCAUCUGGAGCAUAAGUCCAAGACCAAUAAUUGGCCCGGAUUCGUUACCGAGGCCAAGGCACGGCUUUCAAUUUCCAGAUGUCCUGGUCCUAACCCAGUCCCAACAUUUGGUCUCUCCUGGUUCAUGCCCAAAGAGAUCCGCGGGCUCGCGGCGUGCCCUGCCUGUUUCUGCGACCAGGUACUUUGGACCGACGAAGAUGCUAAGUGGCGCGAAGUUACGGAAUGGAAGGCCGAUCGGCGUCAGAGGGCAACAUGCUGCUUUGCCCAGCUGAAUUUGAAGCUGUGUAUCGAAAGAGCCCACGACCUGGAAGACUACUCUAGGUUUUGGGCCGCCGCAAAGAGGCUGUCGCAUGUCCCUGUCUGUAGUCCGCAAGGCAUAAAGAAUGGUCAAUGGUACACAUUACGUUCGGAUCCGGCCGACUUUAGGAUGUGUAAGGCGUGCCAUAUCACCAUCGCAGAGUCUUUACAGCUCUCGCAGCAUUUUGUCCCUAAGAUUGGGCUUCCAAAAACUGAGCCACUAUUGUGUUCCUUCAAUCCAGCGCAUGGCCGGAUGCCACAGUUUCUAUCCAAACUUAUUGAGGCUUAUAUGAAGGCUGAUCCGUCGCCUCUGAGUUCAUUUGCAUCUGUCUGGGCUAAAAUUCCCCUCUGUCCUAGGGAUCAGGACAAAACGGGGAUGCAUUGGUACGGAUGGCCUGGAUGUACGAUUUGCCAAGAAUGCCAUCUUAACUUCACCUCUAAAUACCCCAAUUUGUGCCAGACGAUGGACUACCAAGAUACACUCAUACCUCAAGCCACGCUCUGUGAGAUGUACAGCCCGCGGAUGAGAGAUCUAUUCACACAAGUGGCCGCCGCAGGGCCUUCUGGCCUACCUGCCCUCUUCCAGGCUGUUGCGCAACGACGUAUCGUGUAUACCCAAACGGUGCCUCAAAUACGUAACAUCAUCGCGCAUCAGAAAAGCCUUCUUGGGCAGCAGGAGAUGCUCAACACCCAGAGCACCUUUCACAUGGUCAAGGGCCACAUGGAUCAAAUUUCAUAUGGAACGCCCUACACGUACAGCGCGGCUGGUGUUGGAUCUGGUUUUGCAAACAUGGAUCUGCUAAAAUCUGCGCAGCUAAGGCAAGAGACAUCUGGGAUGGUGGCAGGGGCUCAGAAUGCGACUUUAGAGGUGGCGACACUUGAGAAGCAGUGGAGGGCAGUGGAGUGA